Messenger RNA from Diversispora eburnea, 1416 nucleotides. Lineage: Eukaryota; Fungi; Glomeromycota; Glomeromycetes; Diversisporales; Diversisporaceae. The record is from the annotation of a GenBank genome assembly.
AUGAAAAAAGGAAAAAUAUGUGAUGUAGGUGGAUAUACAAAUAAGCCAACUUACAUGCAUAGGGCUGAAAUUUUUAAACGCAAUCCAGACAAAGAAAUGCAAUAUGGCAUCAAACUGUGGGAUGUACCUUUAGGAUUUAGAAAUAAGGAUAUUAAACAAGAAUUAGAAUUGAAAUUUAAAGAAAUUACAAGAAUUUCUUUAAGAGUAAAUAACAUGUGGAAAGAUUCUCUCAGAGUAACACAAUUAGAUCAAAUAAUUGAUAAUCUUAAAUCACGUAUUCAAUAUGCAGCAAGGGUAAUCAGUUUGCCCAGUGGUAUUACAGCAAGAGAAUUGUGGUCACACAUUGAAAAAUUGGAAGCAAAAAUUUGUUACUUUUCAAGAACAAGAAACUACAGGAAGAAAGGUGAAGCUAUUAUCUCUUUUCAAGAGGAAGAAGCUUGUGAGAAUGCUUACAAUGCAAUAUGGGAAGGUGGUGAUCUCAAUAUUAGAAUUGUAAAUAUUCAAACAAAAACAUGUCAUCGUUGUCAUGAAACAGAUCACUUUGUUGCUAAUUUCCCUCGUAGAACUCAGGACCACGAAUACAAAAACAAAGCAGCAGAGAGAAUAGAAAAAUUUGAUGCAAUAUACAAACAAUACAAUCCAAAAUAUUUUAAAAAUAUUAAUAUAUUAGUUGGAGGACAAACACUAGAAAGAAUUGAACAAGUUUUGAACGAACUUUGCGAACGUUUAGAAAUCCUAGAACAUCAUAUGACAAACAGAAUUGAAACAAUUGAAACGAGAGUAGGAUCAACAUUGACUUUCUCUGGACCACAAAUUUCUGAAAGCAAUAUUGCCACACAUAAUGUAAGGGGUUUCAGAGAUUAUAUUAAACGCGAACUUUUAUAUAAUCAUAUUAAAACGAGUAAAAUAGAUAUUAUGGGUAUCGCAAAACAAAUUUUUAAAGGAAGAGCAAUACGCGUGGAUAUGGUACUACCAAAAAAAACCACAAUACGAAUAAUACAAAUAUACUUAUCAAGUAAAAAAUGUGAAAAUGAAGAAGUAAUGGGAAAAAUCAAAAACUGGAUUAUACAGGCACAACAAAAAAACUACAAGUUAAUUGUAAUGGGAGAUUUCAAUGUAGUCUCUUCACCAAAUAUAGACAGAAACAAUAAUAGCCAAUCACAGAUACCAGAGAAUAAUUCAACUGCUAAAAGUCGCAUUGAUGCAAUACGGAUGUCAGAAAAAUGGGGAGAAAAAAUGGAAUCGUGUUAUGUUGAUAAUUUAAAAUUAAUAACAGAAAGUGAUCAUAAGCUGGUAGACCUCAAAGUUAGGAGUAAUUGGCAAAUCCGUGAAGAAAAAACUGAUAUUAUAAAUAAUGGUCCUAGAUAUAAUAUUAAAAUAAUGUGUGAAGAAAAAUGGUUAAAAUUUACAGAAUAC